GCAAAUGGCCGUGAAAAGGAUCGAGCUCCUGGGUGUAUGAAAUAGUAAAUGGUGGAAUUGUCGGUGUUAAAAACUUGUGAUUAAAUCUUAGUUCGGUGUAGUGUUGUUAAAAUAAUACAAGAUGUGCCAAAAAGAUAGAAUCCUGUUGUAAUAGUGGUUUCGGAAGCGCCAGGGAACCGCUGCUGGAACAGUCGACGUGAGAUUGCUGACUGCGGGGUCGGUGCAUCGCGUGGCGUUGCGAGCGGAGGCAUCGCGGUCUAUAGCUAGUGCAGCCGGGGCUCGGAGCUAGCGCGCGCCACCAUGAACGAGCUGGACAGUUUGCGUCAGGAGGCUGAGACGCUCAAGAAUGCGAUACGGGAUGCGAGGAAGGCGGCGUGCGAUACGUCGUUGGCGCAGGCCACGGCCAACCUGGAGCCGAUCGGCCGCAUCCAGAUGCGCACGCGGCGGACGCUACGCGGACACCUUGCCAAGAUUUACGCGAUGCACUGGGGCAGUGACUCCAGGAACCUGGUGUCGGCUAGCCAGGACGGCAAGCUGAUCGUAUGGGACAGCCACACCACCAACAAGGUGCACGCGAUCCCUCUACGUUCAUCUUGGGUGAUGACCUGCGCGUACGCACCCUCCGGCUCGUACGUUGCUUGUGGUGGACUGGACAACAUCUGCUCCAUCUAUAGCCUGAAGACCCGCGAGGGUAACGUGCGCGUGUCCCGCGAGCUGCCGGGCCACUCGGGCUACCUGUCGUGCUGCCGCUUCCUCGACGACAACCAGAUCCUCACCAGCUCCGGGGACAUGACCUGCGCUUUAUGGGACAUCGAGACGGGCCAGCAGUGCGGGCAGUUCACGGGGCACACGGGCGACGUGAUGUCGCUGUCGCUGGCGCCCGACCAGCGCACCUUCGUGUCGGGCGCCUGCGACGCGUCCGCCAAGCUGUGGGACAUCCGCGACUGCCAGUGCAAGCAGACCUUCCCCGGACAUGAGAGCGACAUCAACGCGGUCACGUUCUUCCCGUCGGGGUUCGCGUUCGCGACGGGGUCGGACGACGCCACGUGCCGCAUGUUCGACAUCCGCGCCGACCAGGAGCUGGCCAUGUACUCGCACGACAACAUCAUCUGCGGCAUCACCUCCGUCGCCUUCUCCAAGUCGGGCCGCCUGCUGCUGGCCGGCUACGACGACUUCAACUGCAACGUCUGGGACUCCAUGAAGAGCGAGCGCGCCGGUAUACUGGCGGGUCACGACAAUCGCGUGUCGUGCCUGGGCGUCACCGAGAACGGCAUGGCCGUGGCCACCGGGUCGUGGGACUCAUUCCUUCGCAUCUGGAACUAAACCCCCUCCCCCCACAUGCCCCAUACACACCGCCGCACCCCUCACCCUCUCUGAUCCGCACGUCUACAACCCUCUUGACGUCCGCAACAACAAAAUGGCCGCCGAGCCGCCGCCGUAAUGGUGUCACGCUACCAAUUUUUAUAAUCAGCUGUGUAAUCACGCGCGUUGUUGCAUAAUCGAACUGUUUUUGAUGCGGUGUGUUAAUGGGUCGCGUAAACGCUUUAUCCUAUGUGAAUAUUUUUGUUCCGUCAUCACUUAUAUAUUUUUGCAAUCUAAGGCGAUGUUUCGGUGUGAUUGCUCGGAAAUGCGAGAUAUUUGUGGGCUAUUACGACCGAAAACAAUGUAUGUGUUAAUCUUAGCUCGUUAGCUUUGUUGCAUAACUGAUCCGAAUCAGCCGACCGGUUUCUAUUGAAUACGGAACAAAAUGAACCCUGUUUUGUUCGAAAUAGAGUCGAAAAUCGGACGUCGACAGGGAAACAAUGAAUUACAUUAUUUAUUUAUAUAUAGUUGAUAAUCUAAUAAAAUGGAAGCAUUUAAACUACUACUGAGGGAGGGAUGUAGUUUAUAUAAUAUGUGUGAGUGGCGAUAUGUGUGUGUAUGUACACUAUGGUUCAGAAUACACAUUUAUAUAUAUGUAAUGAUAUAAAAAUACAUGUUUAAAGUUAAUUAUUAUUAGUUUAGCACUGGGAGCCUAUCUGUGGGAGGCAAGCUGCCUAUUUAUGUUUCUGUGACUUGAUGAACAUCGCACAACAUAACUACUUCUAAAACUUACUAAAAUUAAAGAACCAAAUAUUAAGAUUAAUGUAUCUAUGUGUAAUUUAUUGAAUGUGGAUUUGUUUGUUUAUUUGUCGUAUGCGUUUGUAACAUCUAACGGCUAAUUUAUGAUUUUACUAUGUGACUACAAUAGUCUCUAGGUUUGAGUCGAAACCAACACACACUGUUAUACAACUUUGUGUUGUUUUUCUAAUUAAUUAAAACGUUAUUAUUCAAAUAAUUAUACAAUGUAAGCAAAAUGUUACGUACAUUAUUUUUUAUUUUAUUUUAAUUGAUAUUAAACAAAAUUGUAAUAUUUCAAUGAUAUGAUGAGCUUGGCUGGGGACUUGGAAAGUUGAAAAUACAUUGUAAAAAUAAUGCAUAUAAUAUGCACAUAACAAUAUGGUAAUUAUUUUCAAUUAAAGUCGAGAUAAUCCAUUAUAUAUUAAUUUCCUAUGAACUACACUGCAAUUUUUAAAAUGUUUUAUUAGUAUAAUAUUAUAUGAAAUAUAUUUCCGUUGGUUUCGAUUCGAUGCCAUAUUAAUUGUAAACAGAAUGAGAUUGUCAUUGAAAUGGUCUCCGAGAUCAUUCCGAGAAACUGUAUUUUAUUUGUUAUUUCAUAAAAUAGACGAACUGAGAAAUCACAAUUAUGUAAUUUAUAAUGCUAACGAUAUUAGCGCAAGCGAUCUGUACGUAUAUACCAUGUUAUAGUAACCACAAAUGUUUGAUGCAUAUGAUAAUAGUAAGUGUGAUGUGUCUCUGCGUGCCGCCAAAACUUCGCAAGCGAAUUUCUCAGCCCCAUGGGGGUUAUGGUGUGGUAACCCACCAUCCACCAUCCAUGAGGAAAGUAUUGUUUUGGAACUGCAUGAACUGUUAUCUAAAAAAAACGUAUUUAUUCGCGUCUACUUUAAUUUACAGCGACAUCUAUGAAUUUGCUGUAGAACUUUUAAUUGUUUAGGUAAAUAUUGCUAUUCGUUAGUAGAUGUCGCCACAGUUCCAAAGACAAAUACCAACACGUCAUUACAAAAUGGAUGGUGUGUGAGUUUUACGGUGCCAAGAAAUUUCUUUUACAUACUGUUUAAAUACAUCUGUAUUGUAUUAUCUGUUAUAUAUUACGAAUAUUAUUAAUUAGUUUAGCUACAUUAUUUCUAUGUUUAAAUGUAAUUUUAUAGAUCACAUUCAAUAGGAGCUAUGUGGUAUCGUCCGAGCGUAGGGAGGGUUUUGCUAGUUAUUUUAUAUUGAUUAAAUCUGUUUUAAUACAAAUCUCUAACUUAACUGGGGACAACUUUGUUAUUAUAUAUACGCCACAAAAUUCAGUUUUGUAUCAAAAUUUUAUUGCCGGUACGUUGUACGUACAGAUUGUUUGUGCUUACAAGCACAAAAAUAUGCGAAGCACAAGUUGAAACAUUUCAAGAGAUUAGCUUUAAGUUGAACAAUGAUUUAUACUUUGACACAUGCAAUAUAUUGAUUUAUUAUCUCUUCUUCUAUCAUUGUAACUCCUAUGGCGUUUUAAUUUAAUUAAUUUUGUAUGUCUGAUAUACUAAUAAAACCGUAAAGUUUUGUUAGCACAUUCAUUUUGAUUUAUCAAAGGCUUAAAAUAUCUUUUAAACUCUAAGGCGGUGUAAAAAUUUGUCGAUCGAGUCUCACAAUUUUAACGCACAUUUAGACAUGUGUCAAUCGUGAACGAUUCGUUCAUUAAACCCGGGUCACAUCAAAGUACUGAUGAUUGUAAUUACAUUUUGUAGUCGAUACUGUGCGACGACUGACAUUACCGAGCGGGUCACAGAUCACUGAGUACUGAAACUAGAAAUUACCUGUUGGAUUAAUGAACUGAAUAACUCGGUUCGGAAGACGAAUCAAUAUUUGAUUGAUCGGGUUACUAGAAAUGAAUGAACAACACAUGUUUAACGCACAUUAAACCAAUGUCAUGAUCUAAUAAACAAGGGACAUAGUCUGACGUGCUGUCAACAAAAUAUACACAAUCUUAAAUCUUAGUGGUUGCAAAUGUUGCGAGAUGGCAAAGUGUUCGUUAUUAGGUUAUAUGGUUAUUUAAAGUGGCAAGAAGACGCGAAGCUUAACGUUGAAAAUAUUGGGACACGUUACUCUUUUGUAUGUGUUCUUUGGAAAAGGUAGUAGAUUGAUUAUAGCACGUUUUGAACAGAUAAUAUAAAUUUACUGUUUUUCUACUGAAUAAUCAUUAAUUAUGGAUAUUAAGAACAAAUUAGCGACUUGUUUUUGAUAAUAAAACUUGUCACUAUCGACAUUAAUUACAUUAGAUGUCGUAGAAUGUUUAUACCUAUACCAUAACGAGAACCUCUUGCAUGGAAAAUUCAUUUGUCACAGAAAAAUAGUACUUAUUGUCUGUGUAACACGGCUUUUUUAUCCUAAAUCUUUUUACCUAAAGAGAGUAUCACAAGUGAUUAAUUAUUUGUACGAAGAUAUUGACAUGUACCGAGUUCAUUUUACUAGGUUAAGCUAGUUAUAGUUGUUUCAUGGGCGUAGCUGGUGGUUAACCCUGGAAAGAACACUGAAUUGUCGAUGAUAAUGAAAUAAAAAACUGCACAAAUAUGUGGUUCAACUCUAAAGAAUCUGCUACUCCCAUGAAAGUGUUAAAAAAAGAGAGGCAUUGAUUAAUUUUCAGCGUGUGACAAAAUAAUUGAUUCAAAUUUUCGUUGUGGUAACAUUUUCAUUUCGGUGAGAAUGAAAUAACAUAUUUUAAUUCGUUUCAGUAUUUGUUCGAAUUUUAGGCGCGGACCUUCGAGUAUGGUCCGGCUUUUUAAUUUAAUGUUAGUCGAUGGAUGGAUGACGCACUAUUGUUUACAAUUUAUGUUUUAACUUAAGCCUUUUUAUCUUAGAUAGGCCAUAUAUGUAGAUGUUUAAAUAUAAGGCAGAUGCGCAGACUUAAUCAACUGCACACCGAACACGCUGGAAUGUUUUAAUACUAUUCUUAUUACAUUGUGACUACCAUUAUAAUAUACUUUAAUUUUAUAUGUAGGUUCAUCACUCGCGCUCAAUUGUCUAUGGUCUGUUACGUGUAUCCAUUAAAGGCGAUAAUUCGAAGCGUUAUUACAUAUACAUGCAUAACCUUUACAAUAUUAGUUGAUUAAUUCGCAUAUGGGUAAUAAUAUCAUUUUUGUUAUUCUCAUUUGACUCGUGAAUGUAUCGUAUGGCAUAUCAAUCAAUUUGCUCCCACUUUUUAUUACUGUUUACACCCGAUAAUAGCAUUUUGUAAUUUUUUUUAAAUAUAAUCGUUAGAGCAAAUUGAUACAUACACAUACACGCAAGCGUCUAAUCUAUAUAUACUAUGAAUAUUCUUUUAUCUGUCUAAUGGGGAAAAAGUGGUAUUUUUUCAAUAUUAUGUAUGACAAGUAUAGCCUUAUCGAUUAGAAAAGGAGCUAUAAAACAUUUUUGGCGCCAAUAAACUCUUUAAAAUCAUGGAUUAUUUAUCUAUUCCCUUUAAAACAAUUUUUGUUGUUGCCACGACUCUGCUUUAUAAUUAAUGACAGGAGUUUUGGCGCGCAUUCCCAUUGGACAGAUUAAAAAGUUAAAUUCGAAGUGAAGCUAUGGUGUGCUAGUUCUACGCAUAGAAAAUAAGACUUUUUUAAAGGAUAACAAUUUUUUUCUACUAUAACGGCUUCUUUUCCUAUCGAUGUACGAUAACUCUAGAAUUAUAUUACAAUGUAUGUAUAUGUAUGAUAUUUAUUGGAAAGUUUGACGGCUCCUUAUUUUGUUUCUAUUCAGACCAAUUUUUCUCACUUUUACAUCGUCUUAUUGGAAUGGACUGCCAUAUUUUAACUUUAAAACUGUAAUUUAUAUACUUAAUGAGAGCUAUUUACAUCCGGACUCAAUGAUUUUUAGUGAAUUUGUGCGGAAUGCGACUUUAAAUCGGUUGGCCAUCUGAUAGUAAAAAAAACUAAAAUGCGCGGUAUGUCAAAAUGAAAUUGGAAGAUACGGAUGCUUAGAAAAUCUUUCUCACUAAAAUCUUACACCUAUUUGAAAAAAAAAAAUGGAAUGAUGAUUAUGUUAAUUUUUAUUUGCUAGUCCAUGUCUUUGAUAUGUUAAAAUAAUUAUUCUUAGUCGUGUAACACUAAUUAUAAUGUAUUGUGUAAUAUAUUUUUUUAGUUAUUAUUAUCAAUAAAUUAAAUUUUGUUUAAUUUAUCUGUACGUUUCUUUUCUCGUCCUGCUUAAGGUGUGAAUGUUGUAAGUAAUUACACAUACGUUUAUUAAAUACAUUUUACAAUAC
Molecule: messenger RNA, 6319 nt
Organism: Parnassius mnemosyne (clouded apollo)
Lineage: Eukaryota; Metazoa; Arthropoda; Insecta; Lepidoptera; Papilionidae
Source: the annotation of a GenBank genome assembly